AUGACCGGGAAUCCUUAUAUCCAACACUUCUACAGCUGGCCUCCGGAGGAUAAAGGUUUCUUGCAUUACCAAAGCCUGGAUGCUCUACAGAGAUCCGCAUCAGAAUUGCAUUGCCCUCUCUGCAAUCUUAUUCUAGAUCAGGUGCUUUUGUGCCAAGCAGAACUUGAAAAGCUCAAGCCGGGUUGGGAACUGAAUAGAGCACAUGAGUAUGCGUGGCCGCUCUGGGAGUUCUGGCUCAUUAAACCUGCCUCUGGGAGAGAUGGCUUUUGGGUUAUGACAUUCACGGAUGAACUGGGAUUCAAAGAUGAAGUAAGAAGACGUGAGGCAAGACUGGUUGCAGCCGUUGGUCUCUGCGUCGAAAAUGGUGACCCACUGGAGGGCGUUAUCCCCGGUCGCCCAGUUGAAAUACAAAGAGGAACGCCUACAGCACUUGGUAGAGUGUGCAAUUGGCUUAAGGACUGUGAUAAACACCCUCACUGCAGUCCAACACAGGAUUUCUUGCCAACUCGCGUUAUCGAUGUUGGAAAGGAAUUCAACAGUCCUUACGUUAGGCUACGCGAAACCCAGAAAUACGAUGCGGGACGAUAUGUGGCCUUGAGCUAUUGUUGGGGAGAAAUGCCACAAUUUACUACUACUAGGUCUACGCUUCAGGACCGAAAGGAUGGUAUCCUGGUAUCUAGUCUACCAAAAACGCAUCAAGAUGCCAUUCAGAUUACCCAAAGGCUUGGGGUGAGAUAUCUGUGGAUAGAUAGCAUUUGUAUAUGCCAAGGCGAUAAGGAAGACUGGGAACGAGAAUCAGCAAAGAUGCUUUCAGUCUAUGCUAACUCAUAUCUAACUAUCGCAGCAUCUAAUGGCAAAGAUAGUCAUGAAGGAUUGUUUAACGAGAUAUCAGCGAGAAAAUACGUUCAGAUUGAUCUCGUGUUAGGAAAUCUUCAAGGUCAAGCUUUGGCCUUCAGCCUUCCUCUCCAAGAAGAGAGUUUCAGCACCGGGUGCUUGAUGAAAGACAAUCGUCCAACCUUUCCCCUAUUUGUGGACUAUAUAACUUUGCCUAAAGAACCUCUCUCCAGACGCGCUUGGACUUUACAGGAGCGUGUUUUAUCUCAUAGAACUCUCCACUACAGCAGUCAGCAAAUGCUAUUCGAAUGCAACGAAGCAUUUCGCGGAGAGGACGGCUUGUUCUUUCAAGCUAGAUUCGACACUAUACAUCAAAAGGGGAGCGAAAGAGAUGCUGCAGCGAUUGAUCAUGAAAGCGAGCAUUCCAUUUACAAAGACGCGUUAUUGAAGUCGUGGUAUAGACUGGUUCAGCUGUAUGGACAACGACAUCUCUCAGUACCAGCGGACAAACUUCCUGCUAUAUCAGGCCUUGCCAGCAUCUUUGCAGAGCGGUUGGGUGACCAGUACCUAGCUGGGCUUUGGCGAUCUGACCUCGUGGUGGGGCUGUGCUGGCAAGGUUUGAAACACGGGCGCAGACGCGUGAGAGAGUACAGGGCUCCUUCUUGGUCGUGGGCAUCAGUAGAUGGGCAUAUUUCAUUGGGCUUUCCACUUGCUUAUAACAUAUUGGCGACGAUCAUGGAUGCUGAAGUUAGGCUCAAAGGCGCAAAUCCCUAUGGCGAGGUCCUGGAAGGAAAGAUUGAGAUCUUUGCGCCGAUGGAACGUCUGUGUCCGGUUCGAGGAGAAUCAAAGCAGCCGGCUGAGUUUGAAUUGCGGACGGAAAACGCUCGGACUGUACGUACAAUGUGCUGCUUCGACUCCAUUGAGUUCUCUGAAGUUCUUUUCAAGGAGGCAGGUGGAAUACCUGAGAAUGUUCAAGGGAGAGAGUUUUUUGCUUUACUUCUUAUAGAGCUAGCAGGCAUAAGAGAUGAAAAUCUCCCAUUCUUGGGUUUGGUUGUUGAAAGGAUUCAGGGAAAGGAAGAGUAUCAGAGGGUCGGGAACUUUAGGACUUCUCGAAAAGCAUUAAGAAAAGAGACUAAAGGGAGAGAAAAGGGUCAAGGUCAGUUAAUAACCCUUAUAUAA
Fusarium mangiferae is the source of this 2013-nucleotide messenger RNA. RefSeq lists its product as uncharacterized. Bases 1 to 2013 code for a protein of 670 amino acids. NCBI's taxonomy places the organism in Eukaryota, Fungi, Ascomycota, Sordariomycetes, Hypocreales, Nectriaceae. The transcript is spliced from 3 exons. The record is from RefSeq and is a predicted model, not a curated record.